CACUGGUCGCUAGUCGCUAGUAAAGCAUUACACUACAGAUCGGAUCUGGUUGCGGACACAAUUCAGAAUGUCGGACACCAACAAAGACCUUCUCGAGGCCAUCCGCUCCUACCUGGUCAAGCAGGGUCUCAAGUCUUCCAGCAAAGCCCUGGUCAAGGAGGCCUCGCUGAACAAAGAGGACCCCAAUACUUCCGAUGUGCUCUUGAACAAGUGGAAUGCCGCUGCUCAGCCAGUCGUGAUCGAAGUUGUUGCCGAGUCCAGCUCCAGCUCCGAAUCCUCCAGCUCGAGCUCCGAUUCUGAAACCGACUCAAGCUCGAGCUCGAGCUCAGAUGACGAAGACGAGGAAUCCGACUCGUCUGACGAAGAAGAAGAAGUUGUGCCCGCCGCGGCAGCUCCGGUCGUCGCCAUCGCUGUCGAAACCUCGUCAGAUUCUUCUGAUUCCUCCUCGGACUCUGAAUCCUCCGACUCCUCUUCUGAAUCUUCUGAAUCAUCCUCGGACGAAGACGCCCCGCCUGCCAACCCUGGUUUGAUCGUCGCAGUCGCCGAAGAGGCUUCGGAAUCAUCGUCCGAGAGCAGCUCGUCCGAGAGUGAUAGCGAUGAUGAGAGUUCUUCCUCUUCGUCAAGCGAGAGUGAGAGUGACAGCGAUGACGAGAGCUCCGAUGAUGAGGAAACCACUACUGCCGUACCUACCCAGCCCGUCGUCGCCGUCGCCAUCGGUCAAAAGCGAAAACGCAGCGAGAGCGUUUCCUCUAGCUCUUCCAGUUCGAGCUCGGACUCUUCUUCCUCGUCCUCGUCCUCCUCCUCAUCCUCAUCCUCGAGUAGCAGCUCGUCGUCUUCAUCAUCCUCGUCGAGCAGCAGUUCUUCCUCCUCCUCUGACAGCGACUCGAACGUACCCGCGGUCGUAGCCGCUCUGCCCGUCACGCCCGUUCAGAGCGUUACCAAGAAGCGCAAGCUCGAUGCUACUGGUACUGCUGUCGUUACCACCACCACAACUACCACCAUCGAGCCUUUCACACCCGGAGCUUCUUCGACCCCUCUGAAAAACAAGAAAGGACAGCCCGUCCAAAGGUUCCAGCGGGUCAAGGCAGACGAAGUGUCGUUUUCCCACGACGGUCUCGCCGACAACUCGUUUGAUGCUCGGACCAAAGCCGGAGCUAGCAUCAACGAUUACGGUGCCAAGGCUAGUAGAGAUCUGAUUGUCACUCGUGGAGCCGGAUUCAGGAAGGAAAAGAACAAGAAGAAGCGAGGGAGUUAUGUCGGCGGCGAGAUCACUAUGCAAACGCACAGCAUCAAGUUUGAUUAG
This is a messenger RNA of Filobasidium floriforme, 1303 nucleotides long. RefSeq names its product SRP40, C-terminal domain-containing protein. Lineage: Eukaryota; Fungi; Basidiomycota; Tremellomycetes; Filobasidiales; Filobasidiaceae. The transcript has 7 exons. Gene Ontology annotation, cellular component: nucleoplasm; nucleolus. The coding region runs from base 68 to 1303 and encodes 411 amino acids. Gene Ontology annotation, molecular function: protein binding. The record is from RefSeq and is a predicted model, not a curated record.